AUGGCGUCCGAUAACCUGCUGUCCUCAUUGUCGGCAUACGUCACUAUUGUGGCCGUUCCGAUUGCGCUAGCGACCAGCCUUCACGGAGCGCAGCUCGAGCAUGCUCACUUCCACCUUCCGACAAGUCCGAAGAGUCUUACAACCGUCAGAAGGGACCUGUGGAAGGAGUCUCUGACUGAAUUUGAAAGAUGGUCCGCUGCACACCUCCGUGUGGACGCCGAACGGUUACCAGAUCUCCCAUACGAAAGGGGCGCGGUGCUGGGAAAGCGCUCUUACUACCGUCUAAGAAACCCGAAUGUCUGCCCCUAUCCAAGGAGUUCCUUCACAUUGAUCUCCGAGCCGCGGCAAACAGAAUAUCGGACCGGACCACGAACAUCCAAUAUAAGCGGUGCCGUUCUCGAGGUGCAAAUCAUCAAGCCAGAUAUUGUGAUCUUGCAUCUUGAAGGAGCCAUCCAAAAAACUUUCACGAAGGAGUACGUCCAAGGCCUUUUGGGAGGAUACCAACCUCUGCUCGUAGACCCACAGAACGCGAGUGCCUUCAAGUCUGGUGACGAGGCUCGUGGCGGAUGGCGACCGACGCGGGCGUGUCUUUGGCGCUCGAUGGACCGCGUACGACUUAUCCUCGAGAGCAUUCGGGUCAAGGCAUUCAAGGAUGACGCGAACCGGCUCAUUGCACAUUUCAACGGACCACCACGCAUUGAAGGUGAUGAAGAAGAACAACAGCGGUUCCGCGCUGAGUGGCAGCCAUUGCUGCGCUAUAAUCCAGGGCGUGAGCUGGAGAGCAUUCUCCCAAUGUAA
Molecule: messenger RNA, 798 nt
Organism: Aspergillus novofumigatus IBT 16806
Lineage: Eukaryota; Fungi; Ascomycota; Eurotiomycetes; Eurotiales; Aspergillaceae
Exons: 6
Coding region: 1-798 (265 amino acids)
Source: RefSeq, a predicted model, not a curated record